Molecule: messenger RNA, 5758 nt
Organism: Pungitius pungitius (ninespine stickleback)
Lineage: Eukaryota; Metazoa; Chordata; Actinopteri; Perciformes; Gasterosteidae
Product: tensin-2-like
Exons: 27
Coding region: 258-4892 (1544 amino acids)
Biological process (GO): peptidyl-tyrosine dephosphorylation
Cellular component (GO): focal adhesion
Molecular function (GO): protein binding; protein tyrosine phosphatase activity
Source: RefSeq, a predicted model, not a curated record
AGUGGGUUUCAAGGAAGCACGGGCUGUCAGAGAGGGGCAGAGGUGUGAGGAGUCACUGGGGGAGAAGGAACAUGUUGGAGAAACCCAAGCAGGCCCAAAACAUGCAGCGCUGAGAGGAGGAGGAGAAGAAGAAGGAAGGAAGGAAGAGGAGAAGAAGGGCACCUUCUGGAGCAAAGCCCUCGUGUGGAAGGCUUAGGAGGGGAGAAGAGUUGAGGGAAACCUCAGACCCGAGGCUAAAGAGAGCGCCUGCUGGAAGCAUGGGGUGCGUCCACAGCGCGAGCAGCGGCAGCGUGCAGACACGUGCAGCCGAUACACAGGACACAGGAGGAAUCUGCACGGAGGCCGAGCCCGACGUGCAUCCUGACAUCCGGCAGCUGGCUGAGCUCGUCAAAACCGCGGGCCACACCUUCACAGAGAAGAGCUUCAAGAGGAAACGGGCGUGCGACGUGUGCAAGCAGAACAUCGACAACCCCGGGGCCUUCUGCAAGGAGUGCAAGGUUGCAGUUCACAAGACGUGUGAAGCCAAGGUGACUCCCACUUGUACCUCAGCGCCCGACCUGCACGGCUCCACUAAAUCUACACAACAGAAGAAGAGAGGCUCCCUACCGAGGAGUAAAAGUAUGGAAAAAGCGAUGGAGGAUGUGAUGGAGCGUCACUACGAUUUUGAUCUCACCUACAUCACGGAGCGAAUCAUCUCCGUCUUCUUCCUGCCCGACCUGGAAGAGCAGCACUACCGCAGACACCUGCAGGAAGUGGCCUCAAUGCUGAAAUCCAAGCACCAGGACACAUUCUUGCUACUGAAUUUAUCGGAGAAGAGACAUGACAUCACCAGACUUAACCCAAAGGUGCAGGACUACGGCUGGCCUGAUGUUCAUGCCCCCCCCCUCGACAGGAUUUGUGCUGUUUGUAAAGCCAUGGAGACCUGGCUGACCUCUGACCCCAACAAUGUGGUGGUCCUCCACUGCAAGGGAAACAAAGGGAAGACGGGGGUCAUUGUGGCAGCCUACAUGCACUACAGCAAGAUAUCAGCUGGAGCGGACCAGGCUCUCACCACUCUAGCAAUGAGAAAGUUCUGUGAAGACAAAGUCUCCUCUUCCCUACAGCCCUCUCAGAACAGGUACAUCUAUUACUUUGGCGGGUUGCUAUCAGGCACCAUCAAAAUGAACAGCAGUGCCCUGUUCCUCCACCAGAUCCUCAUUCCAUCGCUACCAAACUUCCAGGCAGGGGGAGGUUUCUAUCCAUUCCUGAAAAUCUAUCAGUCCUUGCAGCUCGUCUAUACCUCAGGGGUCUAUGAUCCUCAGAGCUCCAGGGCAAGGAAGCUGUGUGUUACUAUGGAGCCAGCGCUUUUAUUAAAGGGGGACAUUAUGGUGAAGUGCUACCAUCGUCGGAGUCAAGCAGCAGAAAGGGAGGUGGUGUUUAGAGUCCAGUUUCAUACCUGUACUGUCCACGGAGCCCAGCUGUGGUUUGGCAAAACUGAACUGGACCUCGCCUGCACAGAUGACAGGUUCCCUCCAGAUGCUACAGUUGAGUUUAUCUUCUCCAAUGGGCCGGAUAAAAUUAAAGGUCAAGAGUACCGCAAGAAUGAUGCCUCUGUCAAAGUGGACUACAACAUCUCAGAGCCAGUGGUCAGAUGGGAUUCCUACGAGAAUUUCAACCUGCACCACCAAGACAGCAUUGAAAAUAUCUCUCAUACAAGAGGCCCUCUGGACGGCAGCCUGUAUGCCCAGGUGAGGAAGCGCCGUGGGCCGGGCUCGACUGCCUCAGCAGCAUCACCCAACGGGUGCCUCACCAGCAGCCCAACAGUGAAGCCUCAGGCCCCCAGUCAGCCCCAGCCCAUCACCAACAACCCCAACUUGAGCCACUCCUCGGUCCCCUCUGAUCACCUCAAACAACCCUCUCUGACAACAAUGCGUCCAGAUGGAGAACACACUGACCGACCAUCAAUGAGAGGGGGUGGGGGAGAUGGAGCCAAGGAGAAAAGAAGAGGCAAAGAGAAAGACAGAGAGACAGCGAUUUUAGAUGACGGAGACCCGCCAAUCCCUGCAGGUCUGAGGCGAGAACACUCGUGCUGUGGUCAAGCGGGUGCAAAGUGUGGCGAUGGCGGACGGGAGAGGGAGCGAGAACCCUGCCUUUCUGAUGCUCAUUAUCUCGGCCGUUGCAAUGUCACUAAAAAGAAUCCAAAAAGCCAAACUCUGCCAGCCUUGCCCACCAAAUCUGUGUCCCCGCCUCCUCAUUCAACUCAUGUAGAGAUCUGCCAUCGACACAGCGUCCAUCCUUUACAACAGUUACCAUGGGAACGUCCAGCCCCACCGCCUCCCCUGCCCUGUCUUCUCAGGCCCUGCUAUCCUUAUUCCAACCCUGAUCACACCCACCCACACAGCCACACCCUCCCAGGGUUGAACAGACUCUGCACUGGGGAAGAGUGUCACCUCCUCCGUUAUUCCAACCGCAAUCCAGCCUCUCAUCUCUCCCAUCCGUCACUUCCCUCCAGCCCUUACAGGGAAAUGUUUUUCAGCUCUCCAACACAGUCCUCUGGAUGCCCCUGUCGAGACUGCACCAGCAGGCGAGAGCACCAAUCAGCCUCAGUACGAGCGUUCCAUCCAUUGCACCCGGACCAAACAGAAAACCCACAAUGGUCCCAAGGAGCCGGGAUGCAACGAACAAGAGAGGCGCCUCCGCUUUGGGAAAGUGAAAAUCCAUGGGAGAGCGCGAGUGAGGCAGAGUUCUGGCAGUGCAAACCCGCCGAGCCUGCAUUUCGCGUGUGCCACUCCACUUUGGAUCAGAGUCCAAAUAUGGAGCCUAGAUAUGCCAUCGGACCUCAUCAAGGCUACCCUUGCCCCCAGUCUCUGAUAGAUGUGCGGGAUGGAGCCAGCAGUGGGUACCACACCCCUCCUCAGCCCCGUCACUCCUGUCCCUGCUCUCCCUACCAGUCAUCCCCAGCCGCGAGCCAUGAGAGCCGGGGUUACGCCUCAGGGUACCACUCUGGAUCGACCUCCCCUCUGCCCGCUAGUAGCCCCUCUCCCGUGAGAGGCAGGCUGCCUGACACUCCCUGUGGAUCUGCAGACCAGCAGCACUCUGAGCAUCACAAAGAUCACAUGGCUGAUGUGGAGGAUGCCCAGGGUUCAGAAGGUAGGUUGGACUCCAAUGGCCAGUCAAGCACCCCUGGACUGGACUCUGAUCAUGACUACACAAUCAUUGGCAGCAGCAGCCCCACACACACAGAAGACAGUGUAACAGCUGAUAUCCCUCCUCAACAUCAUGAACCUUCUAGAGAUCUCGAGUCCAGCGCAAAUAGUGACCAAGCCAUCACACCAAUACCAAGGGAGACACAAACCCAAAGUUCCAACGUGUCCAUAAACUCCACAAAACCAUCAAGUGAGCAGAGUUUGAGCUCUGAUGGAGAACUCGGAGAAGCCAAGAUCCCAGGAAGUGCAGAGGGAUCUCGCCAAUCACAGACCUCAAGCUAUGCCUCUGUCAUCAUCCCCCCAGUCCAGGUGCAACUGAAUGGCUCUGCCCUUUCUAGCGACAGCUCGUCUGACUGCAGCAGAGGUGCAUCCAUGAAACCCUCUGGUAGUACGAGUUCUAACCCUUCCACCACUUCCCCACAUUCUCCCAUCGGCUCCCCGGACCUUCAGGCUUCUCUCCAGUGCUCCACAUCAGCCACAGACGCUGCAGGAGAAAGUUUGACUCCGGAAAGAGACCGUUCAAAUGACUCAAAACCACCGUCACCUGUUUCUGACGGAUAUCAAACACCAACCUUCCCCUUGGCUUCCAAUUACUACCCAUUACUAAACGCCCCUCAUGUACCCUACACUGGGUACACAGCAAUCACCAUCCCCGCCGCCCAGCCACCGCUACCAGAGAAGAAACGGCUUUCCUCCACGCCGGGAUACCUAAACGGACACAACGCUCUGCUGCGGGUCUCCUCAGCUCCUUCCCCUACGCACCACGUUACUUUCUGCCCUUCCUCGGGAGACCAGAGACGGGGAUCUUCACUCCACAACUGUAGGGAGGAGGAGGCAGAUAUAAGGGUCAAUGCUAAGUUUGUCCAGGACAGCUCAAAGUACUGGUACAGGCCCGGCAUCUCCAGAGACCAAGCCAUAGCUGUUUUGAAGGAUAAAGGACCAGGGACUUUCCUUAUAAGAGACAGUAACUCCUUCCAGGGCGCCUACGGUCUGGCCCUCAAAGUGGCCACACCUCCUCCUAACGCCAACAUGGCUGUCAGCAAAGGGGACCCUGUGGAGCAGCUAGUGAGACACUUCCUCAUCGAGACUGGCCCACGUGGAGUGAAGAUCAAGGGCUGUCAGAAUGAGUCCUACUUUGGAAGUUUAUCUGCCCUGGUGUACCAGCAUUCGAUUACUCCCAUAUCUCUGCCAUGCGCCCUUCGCGUCCCAGAUAAAGAUCUUGUUGGGGAGCUUCAGGAGAUGCAGAGUGCAACAAACACCAGCACGGCGGCUGACCUCCUCAAACAAGGAGCAGCCUGCAACGUGCUCUACCUGAACUCCCUGGAAACCGAGUCGUUAACGGGACCUGAGGCGAUCUUAAAGGCAACCAAGUGUACGUUGGCCCUGAGUCCACGUCCAGUGGCCACGGUGGUCCACUUUAAAGUGUCCUCUCAGGGCAUCACUCUAACCGACAGUAAAAGAAGGCUAUUUUUCAGGAGACAUUAUCCAAUCAACAGUGUGACAUUCAGCAGUCUCAACCCACAAGACCAGAGGUGGACUAAUUCUGAUAGCACGUCCAGCAGGAUGUUUGGCUUUGUGGCGAGGCAGACUGGGAGCUCCACGGAGAACGUGUGUCACCUGUUUGCAGAAAUGGACCCAGAGCAGCCGGCCGUUGCCAUCGUCAACUUUAUCAACAAAGUCAUGCUGGGUCCACAGCUACGCAGAUGAGAGUGCAGGGCAAUGUGCAAAUCUGGACAAGUGAGGAUCUGAGUGAAAUGUAAACAUGAUUUUUUAUUUCUGGCGUUGAUGCAGGUGGCAGCAUUGCACUUGGCGGUUUUCAUAACAGGAUCCAGUUCUGACGGAUCAUGGCUCUGUAGAGAGUUCGUUUAAGAAAAAUAGUUUAAUAAGCCAAAGACUGACGUUGUAUCAUUUGCCAAAUAAGAUUUAAAGAAAAGUUGUGGUUUUGGGUGUGUUUUUUUUUUGCUGUUGAUUAAGUUGAUCCAUUUAUCCAAGGUAUGAAAUGUUAGAGACUGUGUAUUUUCAUUAUUUUUAAUGUUUAUGUUUUUAAAAACACUGUGGCAUUCAACAACAUCAUUAACAUUUUGUUCACCACGUAACUAUACUAAUAAAACUGUAUAUCCACAAAUAUAGUAGCAUAUUAUGCUAAAGAUACCUACAAUAUACAACACAAACGGAUUGAUCAUUUAACAAAUUAUUUUGCAGCAACCAACUACAUACGAUUUAAAAAUUGUGGACAUCACCUAAAUAAUUACAAAUACAAAUCUUCAUAUCACAUGUACGUUUAUGAUCUGUUUAGGUCCAUAUUUAACCAAUUCAUAUCUAUGGCAUCAAGUUACAUUUUAAGCCAAAGACUUCAUUAUUGUGUGAAUAUAUUUUGAAAGUAAGAAAGUUUGUAUCUUUUUUUAAAAUCAAUACAUGUUUUUGUUGGUACCUUUUUGUUGUCUAUGGAGCUAAUACAUUAUUUCGAUGACUUUAGCCCAAUGAUUUUUUUAAUGUAAGAAAAGUAAUAUAUUGUAUGCCUCUGACAAUGGUUUGUAGGAUAUUCCACAUGAAAUGUAAGUAAUAAAAUAAAA